Messenger RNA from Syngnathoides biaculeatus (alligator pipefish), 2772 nucleotides. RefSeq names its product MAF bZIP transcription factor Aa (gene mafaa). The record is from RefSeq and is a predicted model, not a curated record. NCBI's taxonomy places the organism in Eukaryota, Metazoa, Chordata, Actinopteri, Syngnathiformes, Syngnathidae. Gene Ontology annotation, molecular function: DNA-binding transcription factor activity, RNA polymerase II-specific; RNA polymerase II cis-regulatory region sequence-specific DNA binding. Bases 978 to 2039 code for a protein of 353 amino acids. Gene Ontology annotation, biological process: regulation of transcription by RNA polymerase II. Gene Ontology annotation, cellular component: nucleus. The transcript is spliced from 2 exons.
UCAGGCGCUCUCUCGACAAUGUUCGGCUGUGCUCGGCCCCUGUCCGUCGAAGUAAAUGCUUCAUUCAAGGCCAAUGCAAAGAAACGUCUGCGGUCCCCUCCCAUUGGCCAGUCACACCUCUCGUAUGGGAGGAUCUCGCUGCCUUUAUAAGUGCACAUUGGCUUUCAGCACCUCAGUGUGUCAGUGCGCGUUGGCACCGGGAAAAACACAAAGCGUUAGGGGAGCAAAAACAAAGGGGAAUUUGUCACGUCCUGCAUUCAGUCUCCACGUUAGUGGGAUCGAAGCCGUAAGUACAACACUACCUGCAUGAAAUAGACGGGACCAGACUCUCCUGUCCCACCAAGCAGGAAAAGUCCUCUGAACAUCAGACUGAGCCCAAACUUUGGUUGCCUUUACGCGAUGGACUUUUCGGGCGCACGUCUACAUGAGCGCCACCCGUGCAGUGAUUGAACUGUGAGAAAGAAACUUUGAUUGCAGUGACUUUGUUCGCGACCAAACACUCACAAACUGCAAAGAACAUUUGGCGAAGAAGGAUAUCUGGGAAAUGAAUCAAGCGAAGGAUUGAGAGGACUGUAAAUUGGAAAGAGACAGCGAGGUGAAGCAAGGACACGACAGACUCCAAAUUCAUCGGCUUCCAGUUUCACCCACCGGGGGGCUCUUGGUAUUCAAGUGCGCAUUUGACCUGGGAUAAGUUUUCAGCGAGUAGCAGCAGCAGACGCAAACUGGCAGGUGGACAAGUUCAUUUAUAUGCAUGCGUAUAUUGACACCGCUAUAUAUAAAAGUUGGGAGAGGGGAGUUUCUCCACCCAUCAGCCGGCCCGUACAAUAGCAGCUUCGUACGCCGAGCCGCGCUUGCAAUAUAUAUAUUGGCUAUCUAUAUACCCUUCAAGUAUAUUUAUUUCUCUUCCCAAUCUGCAUUGGAGAGGCGUGCCUGCAGUCGGUUUGGCUGUGAGGACGGAAGCCGUCGCAUGGACUGACAUGGCCAGCGACCUCGCCAUGAGCGCAGAGCUGCCCAACAGCCCUUUGGCCAUCGAAUAUGUCAACGACUUCGACUUAAUGAAGUUCGAGGUCAAAAAGGAGCCCCCGGAGGCUGAACGCUACUGCCACCGCCUCCCGUCUGGCUCCCUCUCCUCCACCCCCAUCAGCACACCCUGCUCCUCAGUGCCUUCUUCGCCCAGCUUCUGCGCCCCGAGCCCCGGUGCGCAGCCCAACCAGAGUCUCUCCAGCGGGGUCCCAAGCACCGGCAGCAGCAGCAGCAGCGGCAACGGCAACCACAACGGGGGGAAGGCUCAGCUGGAGGACCUGUACUGGAUCCCCAGCUACCAGCACCACAUCAGCCCCGAGGCGCUCAAUUUGACCCCAGAGGACGCAGUGGAAGCUCUCAUCGGGAACGCGCAUCAUCAUCACCACCACCUUCACCACCAUCAGUCCUACGAGAGCUUCCGUGGCCAGCAGUACGUAGGAGAAGACCUGUCCACGGCCUCGGCCGGUCACCACCACCAGCCCCAUCACCACCACCAUCACCACCACAACCACCACACCCGUCUGGAGGAGCGCUUCUCUGACGAGCAGCUGGUGAGCAUGACCGUCCGAGAGCUUAACCGGCAGCUGCGCGGCUUCAGCAAGGAGGAGGUGAUCCGCCUCAAGCAGAAGAGGCGCACCCUGAAGAACCGAGGCUACGCACAGUCCUGUCGCUUCAAGCGCGUCCAGCAGAGGCACAUGCUGGAGACCGAGAAGUGCAGCCUUCAGAACCAGGUGGAACAGCUGAAGCAGGACGUGGCGCGCCUUGCGAAGGAGAGGGAUCUUUACAAGGAAAAGUACGAGAAGCUGGCCACCCGGACCUUUAGUGCGCCCGGUGUCCCCCCGAAGUCCAGAGAUCCGUCCGGGAAACAGGCGGAGUUCUUUAUCAUGCAAAUCGUCGUUGUCCACCGUACUGUAAUACAGACAAAACGUGUCAUAUCAAAGACCGCCUACUGCACCGAGAGGAGCCUCAUGUUUUCUGUCAUAAAACUUCUGAGCCCAAAAAAUAGAGUCAUUUAAUCAAUUAACGAGUUUAUGUGUGAUGAUAGUUGAUGCUUUCGCGGGUAAAACUCUAUCAUUAAUUCAUGAUUUGUUUUUCCUUAAAUAUUUUGUAAACGAAAAAAAGUCUAGUAAUUUAUCCUGCUGCCUGGUUGUAUCAAUAAGAUUUAGUGUCUGAUAAUCGGCUUGACCAUGACUUUCCGUCAGUUUCGGCGUUUACUGAUCUUGGAACAAGUCCACAAAUGAUUGUGCUAACAAUAAAACAAUUGUUCGUGUGUUUCAUCUGCCUUGAUAAAUGUAUGUGCAAUUGUGUAGAAAUGUUCGAUUGGCUAGGAAAAUAAAAGGGUUGGUGUUGGAAAAUAUUGGGUCAAUUAAACGUAUAAGAUGAAAAAAAAACACGAAUUCAUUUCAAAAGAAUAUAUUCCUAUUUUUCGGAUGAUUCCCCCCAUCCCCCCAUUUAAUUUAUCCAAUCAACAACCGCCCUUUCCUUAAUUCUUUUCAGGUCUUUUUAAUUAGCAAUCAAAGUCUUAAAAAUCUGAGUCCAAAUCCUGACUUGAUCAAUAUUGGAGCGAUUGAUCGAAAAAGUCAAGAAAUCAAAGUUCUGCACAGUGCUGGUAAUGUAUAUCUGUACAUAUUUUAUAUAUUUAUUCAAUAAACAUGUGCUCUUUUACUGUCGAGAAGUGAAAAGGCAACAAAGUGGAACGUUGUUGAGAAUCAUGUUUUCAUAUCUGAGUCCAAAUCCUGACUUGAUCAA